AUGGAUUCAUCAUCCGACGAUGAAUCCGCCGCUCGCAGAAGGCCAUAUUCUUCCAUCAAGUCUUCAUAUCCCAGGCCUUCUUUUUCCCGGCCGCCGGUUAUUUCUUGUUCCAGCUUCGGUUUUUAUUCUUCCGGCAGAAAAAGAAAUCGGAAGCCAUCUUCAAUGGGGAAGGAUGUGACGUGCAAUCUUCACAAUUUGCCCAGUUUUUGUGAACCCGAUUCCGGGAACAAUUUCGCCAGCCAAUUUCCGAGGAACAGUGAAGAAGAUCUUAUGUAUCAACAGAGAAGAAUUAAGCUGAUGGCAGAGCCUCAGUCUUAUGCCAAGGAAUCGCAAUCCCAGACGGCUGAAUCCGAUAUCAAGGAAGACAAUGGAAGAAAGAAUUCACCGGAAACAAAACCCAAUAAUGAUUCUUCUUACUCGCCUUUGGAAAGAAUGCAGGAUAGGAAAGUUCUGCUUAAAGCCAUGGAGGAUCUUAAUCAGCCCAGAAUGGAAGCUGAUUUGCCCAAGGGAAUAUUGUCUGUGACCCUUCUCCGGCACCAGAAAAUAGCCUUGGCUUGGAUGAUGGAGAAGGAAAAAGUAAAGGGUGUUUGUGAUGGUGGAUUUCUUGCUGAUGAUCAGGGUCUCGGAAAAACAAUCUCCAUGAUUGCUCUUAUUCAAAUGCAAAGGCCAUUGCAAGAAAAGCACAAGUCGGUGAAUAAUAAGGUACCAAUUACUACUGUUAGAGUGAAAACCGAACCAUUGAAUUUUGAAGAACAGGAUUAUAUGUGCAGAUAA
Messenger RNA from Oldenlandia corymbosa var. corymbosa, 774 nucleotides. The record is from the annotation of a GenBank genome assembly. NCBI's taxonomy places the organism in Eukaryota, Viridiplantae, Streptophyta, Magnoliopsida, Gentianales, Rubiaceae.